AUGGAAACGAAAGGAGGAGCAAUACAGCAACAACUACUAUCAUCUGGAGGAGAGGGACCACGUCGUCAUCAUCAUCAAACCGACAUUAUUGAUGCCGAUGCAACCGACAGCGAUUCAAUGUCCCAUCAAGAGCGUCUUCUCGGUCAAACGGCUACUUCGUCGAUUCAGGGAUUUCAACAAUUCACUGGUUCCCUGUUCGAUUCCCCGCCAUCAAUGCUCUCAUCAGCCAACCAUGUUGUCAAAUGA
Caenorhabditis remanei is the source of this 246-nucleotide messenger RNA. RefSeq lists its product as uncharacterized. Lineage: Eukaryota; Metazoa; Nematoda; Chromadorea; Rhabditida; Rhabditidae. The record is from RefSeq and is a predicted model, not a curated record. Bases 1 to 246 code for a protein of 81 amino acids. The transcript has 2 exons.